Solanum dulcamara is the source of this 496-nucleotide messenger RNA. Its product is annotated as hydrophobic protein RCI2B-like. NCBI's taxonomy places the organism in Eukaryota, Viridiplantae, Streptophyta, Magnoliopsida, Solanales, Solanaceae. Bases 79 to 243 code for a protein of 54 amino acids. The record is from RefSeq and is a predicted model, not a curated record. Gene Ontology annotation, cellular component: membrane. The transcript is spliced from 3 exons.
AACCACUUGUUCCAAAUUUCAAAAUUCAGUGAGAGUCCUAAAUCUGGUGUUUAAUUAAUAGCAUUUGAUAAAAGAAAAAUGGGCACAAUGACAUGUAUCGACAUUAUUUUGGCAAUCAUCUUGCCUCCCCUUGGUGUUUUCCUCAAGUUUGGCUGCAAGGUGGAGUUCUGGAUCUGUCUUUUGUUGACUCUCUUUGGAUGGCUACCUGGUAUUAUCUAUGCUAUUUGGGUCCUCACCAAGUGAUGAUCCUAUGGUGGAUAUGUGAUGAAGCCCAUUACUAAGUCUCUUUAUUUUCGCUAAUGCAGUAUCUAACGGCUGUUGUAUUUAUUCUUGAUGUAUUUCUUCCAAGUUUAUCCCCUCCUUUUUCUUUUUUGGCUAUUCUAUCUUUGUGUAUUCCAACAGAGAAUUUUGGAUAGGGUGUUGGUUGUGUAAGUCCGUUGGAUUGUAAUUUGACUUCCAUUCUGUUAUUUUAAUUGAAUUUAAUAUAAUAAAUAAA